CAAAUUUGGAUUCAGAUAUUGGCGCCUUUUUGUAAAGAAAGAGAGAAAGAGAUAAUUAUAUAUGCUACUCGUUUGGUUAGUGUUGUUAAACAUUUGCAGUUGAACUUUGCUCUAACAGCUGCUUGUGGGUGUUGAAUUCGGUCUUACCCAAUUGAAUUUGGUCAACAAGUUUUAAAAUUAUGGCUAAUUCGCUUAAAUUCUACUAUGAUUUUCUAUCGCAACCGAGUCGUGUGCUAUGGAUGAGUUUGAAAUUGAGUAAAACUCCUUUCGAGGCUUGUCCUGUGGCCUUGAGAAAACGUGAACAGCUGACUGAUGAAUACAAGAAGAUCAAUCGUUUCCAGAAGGUGCCCUCCCUUGUGGAUAAUGACUUUCAUUUAAGUGAAAGCGUGGCCAUGGUUCGUUAUCUUGCGGCCAAAGGUCAAUUGAGUGAACAAUUAUAUCCCAAGGCCUUAAAGGAUCGCGCUCGAAUUGAUGAGUAUUUGGAAUGGCAGCACUCCAAUGUACGUUUGCCUUGUGGCCAAUAUUUCCGUGAUGCCUGGCUAUAUCCGGCCAAUGGUAUCAAAGGCAAACCAAAGCCCGAAGAAGUUGACAAGAUGAUCAAGGCCGUGAAUGUUAGCCUGGGAUCUUUGGAACGUUUCUGGCUGGACAAGGAGUUCUUAAUUGGUUCCAAUUUAACUAUAGCUGAUUUAUUUGGUGCCGCUGAAAUCAAUCAGAUAAAACUCUGUCAAUACAAUGUAAAUGAGCAACAAUUUCCCAAAGUGGCCAAGUGGUUGGAUCGUGUACGUGAAUCAUCCAAUCCCUACUUUGAUGAGGCCCAUCAAUUCAUCUACAAAAACUCACAGCAAGCUGUGAAAGCUAAAAUUUAAAAAAUUCUACAUUUAACCCGAAAGAUUUGUUGCAUUUAUACCAGUUUUUUGUGUGCCUUGAUUUAGUUUGUUUUUUUAAUUGUGUGUUCUAUUCAAAACAUUAAAUUGUAACAUUAGCAUUUAAAAAUUUAA
Messenger RNA from Drosophila willistoni, 998 nucleotides. Its product is annotated as glutathione S-transferase theta-1. The record is from RefSeq and is a predicted model, not a curated record. Gene Ontology annotation, cellular component: cytoplasm. Gene Ontology annotation, molecular function: glutathione transferase activity. The coding region runs from base 180 to 866 and encodes 228 amino acids. Gene Ontology annotation, biological process: glutathione metabolic process. NCBI's taxonomy places the organism in Eukaryota, Metazoa, Arthropoda, Insecta, Diptera, Drosophilidae. The transcript is spliced from 4 exons.